Molecule: messenger RNA, 2159 nt
Organism: Lotus japonicus
Lineage: Eukaryota; Viridiplantae; Streptophyta; Magnoliopsida; Fabales; Fabaceae
Product: protein DAMAGED DNA-BINDING 2
Exons: 11
Coding region: 126-1820 (564 amino acids)
Biological process (GO): response to UV; DNA repair
Cellular component (GO): Cul4-RING E3 ubiquitin ligase complex; nucleus
Molecular function (GO): protein binding; damaged DNA binding
Source: RefSeq, a predicted model, not a curated record
CCUGUCUGUCCACAUUCCCAUCUCGAAACUCCCAAUCCUAAGUCUCAAACCCUUCUUUUGUCUUCUCUUGUGUCUUUCUAUUUUCCCGCGUCCAUUGUCACCGCCACCAAACCUUGCUCCUUGCAAUGGCUCCAGUUACUCGAAGAGUCCCGUUUCCAAAGGUUGUCAUCGAGAGAGACACUGAUUCUGAACAGAGUUCAUCCGAAGAAGAAGAAGAAGCACUUGAAGAUGAUGAAGAAGAAGCACUUGAACAUGAACAAGAAGAAGAAAAUGGGGUUGCUGAAAUUGGAAAGAAUGAGAAACUGGAAGUGGGUUUGGACGCAAACAGGAAAGGGAAAACACCAAUCACUCUGCCUCUCAGAAAAGUUUGCAAGGUGUGUAAGAAGCCUGGACAUGAAUCAGGCUUCAAGGGUGCUACGUAUAUUGAUUGUCCAAUGAAGCCUUGCUUCCUGUGUAAAACUCCUGGACAUACUACUUUGACUUGCCCACAUCGGUUCAGUACUGAGCAUGGAGUUGUUCCGGCGCCCCGGAAAAAAACAUGUAAACCUUUUGAAUAUGUGUUUGAACGCCAGCUAAGACCAGGCAUUCCUUCAAUCAAGCCCAAAUAUGUGAUCCCAGACCAAGUGAAUUGUGCUGUCAUCAGAUAUCACAGCAGACGGAUAACAUGCUUGGAGUUUCACCCCACAAAGAAUAACAUCAUAUUAUCGGGAGACAAGAAAGGACAACUUGGAGUUUGGGAUUUUGUUAGGGUGCAUGAGAAGGUAGUCUACGGGAACAUACAUUCUUGUUUACUGAAUAACAUGAAGUUUAAUCCUACAAAUGAUUGUAUGGUCUAUUCUGCAUCCUCAGAUGGAACCAUUAGUUUUACCGACUUAGAGACUGGAAUAUCAUCCUCUCUAAUGAACCUGAACCCUGAAGGAUGGCAGGGUCCAAGCACUUGGAAGAUGCUCUAUGGCAUGGAUAUUAACUCUGAGAAAGGUCUUGUACUUGUUGCUGAUAACUUUGGUUUUCUUCACUUGGUUGACAUGCGCUCCAACAACAAGACUGGUAAUGCAAUUUUGAUCCAUAAAAAAAACACCAAAGUUGUUGGUAUCCAUUGCAAUCCAAUUGAGCCAGAUAUCCUUUUGACUUGUGGAAAUGAUCAUUAUGCUCGCGUUUGGGAUAUACGUCGAAUGGAAACGGGAUCAUCCAUUUAUGACCUUAAGCACAACCGUGUUGUUAGCUCUGCAUAUUUCUCUCCGGUAUCUGGGAACAAAAUUCUUACUACAUCACUUGACAACCGUCUUCGUGUAUGGGAUUCUAUCUUUGGUAAAAUGGACUCUCCUAGCCGAGAAAUCGUACAUAGUCAUGACUUCAAUCGGUAUUUGACCCCGUUUAAAGCUGAAUGGGAUCCAAAGGAUCCGUCAGAGUCCCUUGCUGUUGUUGGUCGUUAUAUAAGUGAAAAUUAUAAUGGGGCUGCUCUGCAUCCCAUUGAUUUCAUAGAUGUCAGUACAGGGAAAUUGGUUGCUGAAGUCAUGGACCCAAACAUCACAACCAUCAGUCCAGUGAAUAAGCUGCAUCCAAACGAUGAUAUCCUGGCAUCUGGGAGUUCUAGUUCUCUGUUCAUUUGGAAGCCCAAAGAGAAGUCUGAGCCUGUCCAUGAGAAGGAUGAAAGCAAAAUUGUGGUUUGUGGAAGAGCUGAGAAGAAACGUGGUAAGAAACGUGGUGCUGAUACUGACGAAUCCGAUAACGAGGGAUUCAAUUCCAAGCUUAAGAAGUCCAAAUUCCAAAAGACGUCCAAAUCCCAAAAGACUAAAUGGAAAUUGUCUAUUAAGGAUUAGUGCUGAAUUAUGAAAUAACUCCUGUAAAGCGUAUUUAAGAUGUUCCCUUUUUUCAGAUAUUUUGAAUGUCUUCCAAUCCAACUGCUAACCCUGUAUAGGUGGUCAAGCUCCCCUCCUAGUUUUAUUUUUUUGGUGCUGGAUGGGUGCUGCUAUCACAGUGAGCUAUCUCCCGUGGCUUUCUCCCCUUGAAGGAAGAUUUUGUAUGCUUGUCUUGGAGCCAUGACUCUUAUGUGAUUAUUCUCCUUUUGUAGUGUUUUGUGUAUCUUAUUAGCAGAAGACAAUGAACCUUUUUUGUUGAUGUUUCUAAAGGUAGUCUUCAGGCUUUAGAUUGUUAUUCUA